GUGAAAGAGAAAGUCGCCCCCCCCAGGCCCGCCCCACCCCGCAGCCAAUCCCGGCAGCCGGCACCGCCCUCGCCGCUGGGUCUCCUCCUCCAGCCCGCAGGGCUGUAGUCUUGGAGAAGCCGAGGAGGAGCCGGUUGUGUGCACCUUGGGAAGUGCGGGUAUUCACAUUCCCCUGAAAGUAGAGGACCGCCCCUCCCCCGCGCCCCUGUCGCCACCCCCCCCUCCUCCGGCACCACCUUCGCUGCCUGGCAUCCACCUCUGCGGCUCCUACCUGGUGCUCCCGAGUUAAAUGGCUGAGAAGCAGAUCAGCCUGCCAGCCAAGCUCAUCAAUGGUGGCAUCGCUGGGCUGAUCGGGGUCACCUGCGUGUUCCCCAUCGACCUGGCCAAGACGAGGCUGCAGAACCAGCAGAACGGCCAGCGCAUGUACACCAGCAUGUCUGACUGCCUCAUCAAGACCAUCCGCUCAGAGGGCUACUUCGGGAUGUACCGCGGAGCUGCCGUGAACCUGACCCUCGUCACCCCCGAGAAGGCCAUCAAGCUGGCAGCUAAUGACUUCUUCCGAUAUCAGCUCUCUAAGGAUGGGCAGAAGUUGACCCUGUUUAAGGAGAUGCUGGCGGGCUGCGGGGCCGGCACCUGCCAGGUGAUCGUGACCACCCCCAUGGAGAUGCUCAAGAUUCAGCUCCAGGAUGCGGGCCGCAUCGCCGCCCAGAGAAAGAUCCUGUCUGCCCAGGCCCAGCUCUCGGGCCAGGGGGGUGCCCAGCCCUCGGUGGAGGCUCCAGCCACCCCUCGGCCCACAGCCACUCAGCUGACCCGCGACCUGCUGCGGAGCCGUGGCAUCGCCGGCCUCUACAAGGGCCUGGGGGCCACACUGCUCAGGGACGUCCCCUUCUCCAUCGUCUACUUCCCCCUCUUUGCCAACCUGAACCAGCUGGGCCGGCCAGCAUCGGGGGAGAAGUCUCCUUUCUACGUGUCCUUCCUGGCUGGCUGUGUGGCCGGGAGUGCGGCCGCCGUGGCUGUCAACCCCUGUGACGUGGUGAAGACCCGGCUCCAGUCACUCCAGCGCGGCAUCAACGAGGACACCUACUCGGGGUUCCUGGACUGUGCCAGGAAGAUCUUGCGGAACGAGGGCCCCUCGGCCUUCCUGAAGGGCGCAUACUGCCGUGCCCUGGUCAUCGCCCCACUCUUUGGCAUCGCUCAGGUGGUCUACUUCCUGGGCAUCGCCGAGACUCUGCUGGGGCUGCCGCGCGUCCAGCCUUGAGCCCAGCAGCGGCCCCACACCCUCCAGACAAGCGGGGCCAGAGCCAGGCUGACCCCCAGGACGCGCGAGAGAGUCUCUUCCCACGUGGACGGGUGGGGGUGGGGAGAGGAAGGGGUGCAGGGUCCACACGGAGUACACACACGGGCCUGGUGGGGUCCUGCCUGCACGACCACUGGGAUCAAUGUCUUAUUUAUGUAGAAAAUGCAGAAAUCUCUACAUUCCUGGAGCCAGCGCUGCCCACUUUUGCCCCAGUCUCAACACCCCCAGGGACAGAGCUGGUCUCUGGACUGGGGGUCCCCAGGCCUGGGCUGGACAACCUGGACCCUCCCCUCCAGUCUACCAGCUCCCGUCCCCGAGGCUUGGCCCCUAGUCCACAAAGGGGAGCCUGCACAAACCUAUUUAUUAUUAACUUGCCGAGCACAAGCGACUCUGUCCAUCCCUCCAUCUGUCCGUCCAGCCUCACCUGCUGCUGUUCUCGCCUUGGCCGGCCUUGUGGGAGGACUGGGCUGUCCUGCCCCCACGUUGAGCCAGGAAUCCUAGGCUGGGGGUUACCCUGAGUUCUGAUUCCCAGGACAGGUCCCCCGCCCCCACUGUGGGACCCAGUCUCCCUCCUGGUGGGCCCCUCAGCCCCCACCCCAGGCUGGGACCCAGAGUGUGUGACGUGUGUGCACAUAUGCAAAUGUGGUGGGGAGCAGCUAGUAGCAGCCCUCACCAGCCUGGCCCCUCAGGGAUGGGGCUGUGAGGGGCUGCUGCGCUUCCCCACGUGGCCAGGCCAUGUGUGUGUGAGUGCAUGUGUGUAUGUGUGUGUGUGUGCCCCAGACGCCCCACUGACCCCGUCCAGAACUUCCUCUCUGGCCUGGCCCCUCCUGCUGCACCUUUAGUAGACCCCUCUUCUGAGACCACCCCCUGGGUCCAGGAUGGGCCCUCGGGGAGGGUGGGCGUGAGGACCAGUAUGGAGCCUGGGAGCAUGUGCUCCUCUUGCAGGGGUACCAGGAGCUCCAUCUUCCCAGGGCCCACCUGCUCUCUGGGCCUCUGCAGAAGGCCCUGGACCACACUUAGUAAAGCUCUGCCCUUCCAGCCCCCACGUUGAUGUUGUGAACUGAGGCAGGCUUGCCCUGCCCUGCCCUGCCCCCAGCCCCGUGAUCGUGUUGGUAAUUGAUCUGAUGUGCCGGUGCUGUGUCCCCCCUACCCCGGGGCCCCCUCCCUGGAGGCCCCUUCCCAGUGACACUACCUGGGGCUCAGGCCUGGGCCCCCCAGUUCACGGUUGUUCCUGGGGAGCUGCUCUCUCCCGUCACAUCUGUACCUUGGAAGCUGCUGCUGCUGCUUACAGAAUUAUAUUUUUUUUCUUUUGAAGAGUUUUAAGAAGUUGUAAC
Hippopotamus amphibius kiboko is the source of this 2631-nucleotide messenger RNA. RefSeq names its product solute carrier family 25 member 22 (gene SLC25A22). Gene Ontology annotation, molecular function: L-glutamate transmembrane transporter activity; L-aspartate transmembrane transporter activity. Lineage: Eukaryota; Metazoa; Chordata; Mammalia; Artiodactyla; Hippopotamidae. The record is from RefSeq and is a predicted model, not a curated record. The coding region runs from base 290 to 1258 and encodes 322 amino acids. Gene Ontology annotation, biological process: aspartate transmembrane transport; L-glutamate transmembrane transport; malate-aspartate shuttle. The transcript has 10 exons.